Molecule: messenger RNA, 1149 nt
Organism: Chara braunii
Lineage: Eukaryota; Viridiplantae; Streptophyta; Charophyceae; Charales; Characeae
Source: the annotation of a GenBank genome assembly
CGCCGCCCAGUGACUCUCGCUUCUUCAGACGAGUCACAACCUUCCCCGACAGAAAGUGGAUGACAUGGGGAUGGUGGCUGAUGGGGGGAACGCACUGCCAUAUCUCACAUACCAGAGCAUGUUGCAGAGCCUUUUGCACCUCAUCACGAAGCUGGAGGAGGGGCCAGCUUCUUAUUUGGCAAGGUCCAUUGACCAGCGACAGGCGGCGAUUUUGAUGCGACACUGCUACGCAGUCCUUGAGGAGGGGCAAGCGCCGUGUGCUGUGUCAACGGAGCGCUGGUAUGCUCAGUUCAAUGUGGAGGACGAGGACGAUUCGCCAUCAUCACCUUCAACACCUAUGCAAGUGGUAGGAUGUCCAUGCAUCGGCGAAAACAGAAACAACAACAUCAACAACAUCAACAACAACAACAGCAAUAUCGAUGCAGCAGUGGCCGUUCCCUUUGAUGCCAAUUCUUGCACCGGCGAGAUUGGUGGCAUCAACAGCUAUAACAACACCAACAACAACACCGGCAACGAUAUCGACGAUGUGAUCUCACGAUCGUGUGCUGGCGAAAGCGGCAACGACAACAACAACAAGAACAACAAUGACAACAACAACAACAACAUCAACAACAACAACAACGACAAUGCAGAGGACACCAGUUCUAGUGAUGGUGAUUCUGACACUGGCCAGAUCGGCGGUUCCAUCAGUUUCAACAACAACAACAACACUAAUGGCGGCAACAACAACAAUAACAACAAUCACACCGAUAACAGUAACGAGAGAUUCAUCGAUUGGGUGACUGGCGAAAUCGACAUCCACAACAACAACAACGACAAUGCAGAGGACACCAGUUCUAGUGAUGGUGAUUCUGACACUGGCCAGAUCGGCGGUUCCAUCAGUUUCAACAACAACAACAACACUAAUGGCGGCAACAACAACAAUAACAACAAUCACACCGAUAACAGUAACGAGAGAUUCAUCGAUUGGGUGACUGGCGAAAUCGACAUCCACAACAACAACAACGACAAUAAUGGUAAUAAUGCGGUGAGUGCGUCGGGGGAUGGCCGACGGCUCCUUUCUCCUCUUUCCCCCUUCUUUUCUCCGUUCUGGCCGCCGAUGAAGAGUACCAGCGGCUAGACGAUAGGACCCCAUGCACCUUUACUAUA